UCAUCCCACAAUUAACACGCACACAUAGAAGUAAAAACUCUCAGGCUAGACCCACCAUAUAAAAGACAGUCAGUCAGACAGACAAUAGCCACACCAGGGAGACACCGCUAAUAGAAAGAGUGAGAAAGGUUCUGAGGCUUGAGAGUGGAUUCAUACAGUGUUUUGAAUAAGGACGGCACAAAACUACUUCAUUUAUAAACUCAGUGCUUACUGUAUCACUUCAAAGCUCUGACUGGAUAUUGAUUUGAGGCAAAGAAACUGUCUAAACACUAAUGAGUGCGACCAACUCCUCUGCCUAUCGAUCGGAGCGCAGUUUCCACCAGAAAUCCUCCACAUCUUCAUCCUCAACCUCAACAAACCCAUACAUGGAGAAGAGCCGGGGACUCUUCGCUGAGGACUUUGGAUCUUUCAUGUGUCCAAAAGAUGCUUUGGGAUUUCCAAACAGAACAGGGACAGCUGGAAACAUCAAGACUCUGGGAGACACAUACCAAUUCACAGUGGAUGUCCGAGACUUCUCUCCUGAGGAUGUGAUAGUCACCACCUCAAACAAUCAGAUUGAAGUUCAUGCUGAAAAGCUUGCUACUGAUGGAACAGUGAUGAACACUUUUACCCAUAAAUGCCAGCUACCAGAGGAUGUAGACCCCACCUCGGUGAAGUCAAGUUUAGGGGCUGAUGGGACUCUCACUAUAAAAGCACAGAGAAACACUGCAAAACUGGAGCACGCACAGACGUUCCGCACAGAGAUCAAAAUUUAGAUCUUUCCUCUCCUUUUGUAUCUGUUUUCCCGUGAUAAAUGACCUUGAUAGUAGUUACUUAGUCCUGCUUUGUCAUUCCUCCAUGACCUUCUCUCAUUACUUCUCAUUAGAAUUUAAUCCUGUCACAUGUAUUCAACACAUUUAAGUCAAAUGCACCGCUGAUAUCAAUUCCCUGCUAAAUAUAUAUCACCUUACACCUUAGUAUACAGUGGGGUCCAGAAGUCUGAGACCACAAUGAACAUAUGCGAUUCAAAAUCCAAUCCAAUUUAAAUCUGUAAUGAAACAUAACAUUUUAGGAUUUUGAGAGUAUGAAAGAAAAUGUAUGUCUUUAAAUGAAUAAGAAAUGUUUAUAUUCUGCACUAGUUCUGUCACUAUAAGUAAUCAGAUUUGUCAGAUUGAUCACGUGACUCUUUCUGCAGAUGCUCAGAUGUUCUUGCUUCCAUUAAAACUUUUUUAGUCAUUUAAAUCAUGCUGGAGAACAUGAUCAUCAGGCUUUAUACAAAUGUGUGAAGUUCAUGUAGCUUGAAUGCUGCUGUCAUGAAAUCAACAGGAGGACAAAAACCAAAUACUAAAAGAUUUUUUUAAAAAGUUAACUUUUCCCUCCAACUUUUUGCUUUUUAGUAGACUUUUGGAGCUUGUUGUAUGACGGACAAUCAAAAGAGAAACCUAUUCACUGAACUGAUUGUUAUUGUUUUCAAAAGGUAUAUUUUCUAACUGUAAAACUGUUGUGUUGGGUGAUUUGAACACUGUUAUAGAAGAUAAUAAAACCAGAACACCUUUGAUGAGUA
Messenger RNA from Cyprinus carpio (common carp), 1543 nucleotides. RefSeq names its product heat shock protein family B (small) member 7 (gene hspb7). Gene Ontology annotation, cellular component: cytoplasm; nucleus. Gene Ontology annotation, biological process: heart development. Lineage: Eukaryota; Metazoa; Chordata; Actinopteri; Cypriniformes; Cyprinidae. The record is from RefSeq and is a predicted model, not a curated record.